Paramuricea clavata is the source of this 2031-nucleotide messenger RNA. Lineage: Eukaryota; Metazoa; Cnidaria; Anthozoa; Malacalcyonacea; Plexauridae. The record is from the annotation of a GenBank genome assembly.
AUGGAACAAAUACGAGAGGAAGAACCAGAAGCGUACAGUGUCCUUGAAGGUAUUAAAGCUAGUACAAUGCUGCACAUGUGCAUGUAUUUAAAAUGAUAUAAAUAUGCAUGCAUUUUCUAACAAACCUUCUAUAGGAGUCCUGAUUCAGUACAGUUCAAAAGUUAUCUUUAAAUAAUAUAUUUAAUAUUAAUAUUUAAUAAAUAUUUAGCUGCAAAUGUGGAUGAAGAUAGUAUACUGCAGUUCUCAAAAGAAGAUUUGAAAGAUUUAUUUGAUGGAGUGGAAAACUUUAUGCUAAGGAGAAGAUUGUGGAAAAUUUUACAGAACUUGGUAAGGAACUUUUUAAGAAACUUGUUACCUGAUUGGUCAUUAACCCAUUAACCACCACUACUCUACCACUGACGAGUAAAUACGUCUGGCGUUAGACAGAGUAAAUAAUAAAGUAGGGCGCAUUGUGCGUCAAUGGGUUAAUGCAUCAAUCAAUUCCAGCUGUUACCAUCCACCCCCCCCCUGGCAAUACCCCGGAAUUUGUACUUUUUUCCUAAACAUGUAGUAAAUUCCCCACCCCUGGGCCUUUCAAAAUGAACAAUUCCCCACCCCGGGGCAUAUCAAUAAACGCAAAAUUAGUAACUGAAACCCUUGGCAGAACACACAUAUAACACGUUGAAAUGCGUAAAAAAUUAUACAAAAUGUUAUUUUUAACGAUAGUACAGAAUUUAAUAUGUUCAUUAAAAUUCCACUAUUUAUAUCGCUCCUAUAUAUUGAUAUACUGUACAUCAACUGACAAGUAUUAUCACCCAGAUUCACCCUGACUUGAAAAAGAGUAGAUUCUUGUACAUGGAAUUUUACAGUUUAUAUGUUUUAAAAUCAAUAAUUGAAUAACGCAAUCUAACACUAUAAAACCAAUGGCAAUGUUCAUGUCACUUGAGACGAUUCGCAUAAACCAUGAAUUUCCAUGUACUGAACAUUGCAAACUCAUUCUAUAGCUGGGUUUCAGUCACGUGUUACACGAAAUCACAAAAUUCUAAAUUAGGUUUACCUCUGCCAUUUUUUGUUUGGUUCUUUGCUUUUUACCCGGGGGUAACCCCCGGGACAAAAUUAUUCAAACAAUUCCCUACCCCCUGGAUUAGUUUUUUUGCAUUGCCCCGGGGGUUGCCCGGGGGGGGGGAUGGUAACAGAAGGAAUUGAUUCACACAUAAGUAUUGGGGGAGGGGGGUCAGACCUGAUCAGAAAUUUCACAGUGACGAUGAUUGUGUAAGGUAAGUAGAGAGGGGUGAAUAUUUUUUAUCUAAAACAACAGGAAUAAACGUCACUCCAGUGUCUGAUAUUUGAGUCUGUGCACAUGUGGGCACGUGCAUGCGCAAUUGCCCCUAAUGGAAAUCCAGCAGGGUGAAGAAAGCCAAUGACACACAUUAUUUCAGGUGGAGGAGGGCUUAAUAGAGAGUUUUGUGUAAAAGUGGUGCAAUAGAGUAGUUUCCUUGUUACUGUUGAAACUAAAGUAGCAUUAUAUUAUUUAAAUUUAUGGCCAUUUAUAUUUCAUAGAGAGACAAAAGCGAGGAAUCAAAUGAACAGUUAACAACUACACCCCUUCAACUAUACAAAUCCCAGUCUUACAGGACACCAAAUACCUCAAAUCAUCCAUCUGGAUCAGCAACACCAAAAAGCUCAAGAUCAUGUAGUCCUUCGCCCAUCGAAGUUGCAGAUGACACUGAUGCUUAUGUGAAAGCAGAGGAUGCAGCAAUCUUCUUAAUUUACAGUGAUAGUGAGCUAAAGAAUGCUGCUAAAAGUGAGGCACUGUCUGAUGAAUUGAGAAAUCGACUUGUCCGCAACACUGUAUCGAAUAUGCGUGCAGCAUGCCAAAAUCUAGCAACUCCAAGAGAACCAACUAAUAAUGAGAUGGAAGAUAUGGCAAAAGCCCUUGUUAAAAAAUAUCCAUCUAUUGUCCGGUUAUAUGACUACGGCGAAAAGGAGUAUAUGACCAUUAGUGAAGACAAAAAGUGUGACUUGACCCAGGAACAAAAAAGUCAAUUUCAU